Messenger RNA from Rubroshorea leprosula, 591 nucleotides. Lineage: Eukaryota; Viridiplantae; Streptophyta; Magnoliopsida; Malvales; Dipterocarpaceae. The record is from the annotation of a GenBank genome assembly.
GCAUCUCUGUCUGCUUCCCGAUUGCUCCUCUCUACCCAUCUUCCAUCUUCCAUCUUCCAUCUGCAACACUUCUCACCAGAUCCUGAGCUUGAAUUUUCCGGCAUCCUCAUCUGCCGAUUGUUCCUCUCUACCCAUCUUCUCCAUCUGCUGAUUGCUCCAUCUUUUUCCCCUUUUUCUGAUUUCGCAUCUCCCUCUGCCGAUUGCUUGCUGUACCCAUCUUCCAUCUGUCGCACUUCUCACCAGAUACCGAUUUCGGCAUCCUCAUCCCAGAUCCAGCGCUUUCUGUGAGGAACUGUUUCAUUAGAGGAUUAGUUGUGAGAUAUGUUCAACUACCACCCGAAGGAGUGGAUGUCAAAUUACUUCAUGACGCCGCAAGAAGAGAAGCUCGAGGCGGCUGAAAUUGAUAGGUCGACCUUUUCACUUUCAGCGUAUUGUAAUGAACAUCAAAACAUCUGCAUUAAAUGCUUUAGCUUGUUGCGGUUUUUUCUUCAGACCAAACCUUAUCUUGACAUUGCUGAUUGCUGUUUGUAUGCGACAAUUUAAUGAAAAAAAUUUUCAUUGAGACAGUGCCAAUUAAUCAGUAUUUAUCAU